Molecule: messenger RNA, 979 nt
Organism: Rhizophagus irregularis DAOM 181602=DAOM 197198
Lineage: Eukaryota; Fungi; Glomeromycota; Glomeromycetes; Glomerales; Glomeraceae
Source: RefSeq, a predicted model, not a curated record
AUUUUUAAGGUUAGAUCACAUUUAACUUUAAGCAACAAAAGUUCAGUGAUUGUUCAAUGUUUCGGUUUAACAAAAAAUCCAUCAAAUGGAAAUUAUUUACUUGUAAUGAGAGGAAUGGAUGUAAAUUUAAGAGAAUUUUUACAACAAAAUCAUAAUCAACUUACAUGGAAUGAAAGAAUUAGAAUUACUUAUGAAAUAAUUGAAGCACUUUAUUAUAUUCAUGAAGAGAAUUCAACUCACAGAGAUUUGCAUUCUGGAAAUAUAUUAUAUUCCCAUUUUAAUGAUGAAAUUAGUGAUCUAGGAUUUUGUGGUCCUGCAGACAAACCAUCAACAAGUAUAUAUGGAAAUCUUCCUUACAUAGCACCUGAAGUUAUUAUUGGAAGAGGAUAUACUUUUAAAUCUGAUAUUUAUAGUAUUGCAAUGCUUAUGUGGGAAAUUUCAUUUGGACAACCUCCAUUUAUGAAUUAUGAACAUGAUUGUAUUCUUGCAAUUAAUAUUAUUGAUGGUAUAAGACCAAAAAUUAUAUCAGAAAUUCCUUCAAAAUAUAAAAGUUUAAUGGAACAAUGUUGGAAUGCUAAUCCAUUAAAAAGACCUGAAACUCGUGCACUUUUGGAAAAAAUCAGAGAAAUUAAAACAUAUUAUCAAAAUAAUUCAAAUGAAUUACCUCAAUUAAUAGCAAAAGUAGAUAAAGAAAAAAUUAACAUGUAUAGUAAAUCAUUUACAAGUAAAAUUUAUAAAUUUGAAAACCUACCUGAACCAAAAAAUGCAACAGAAGAAGAACAAAAAGCAUUUUAUAUCAGUAGAUCAUAUGAUUUUAGUAUUUCUAGUAAUGCUAGUAAUCUUAGUAAAUCGAGUAAUCAAUAUAUACCAAUUAGUUCCAAUGAUAAUGAUAGUAAAGAAUCACCAAGAUUAUCCAAAAAAUUAAAAAUAGAGAAUGGUAAAGCCUUAAAAUAUUUAUUUAUUUAUCAAUCCUAAUUUU